Molecule: messenger RNA, 3828 nt
Organism: Talaromyces rugulosus
Lineage: Eukaryota; Fungi; Ascomycota; Eurotiomycetes; Eurotiales; Trichocomaceae
Exons: 3
Coding region: 1-3828 (1275 amino acids)
Source: RefSeq, a predicted model, not a curated record
AUGGAAGUACCCGGGUUUAUAGACGAAGAGAUUCAUCUAGCCACAGAGCGUUGUGUGAAGUUGCAAGGCACGGCCAAAGUCCAGCUUGACGACAUUCAAUUCGAUCCGCCAUUGCCCCAAGGCCUUGAUGCAAAGAACUUGAAACGACUGGACCAAAUGUUUCGUAAAAAUGGUUGUCGCCGUCUCGUCGUGGAUAAUCAUAUUCCCGUGAUUGUAUCACGCCAGAGUCUUUCCACAUCGCUCCAGCGUGCUGGAGUUUCACCGCAAGCAUUGAGGACAAUGCAACCUGAUCAGUUCCCCCUGCUUUGCUUCUCCACUGGGCAGCUGAGAGGUCUACAUGGUCGACAUCGGGCGCAAGUCGGCCGUAAACUUCUUCCCCCGGUAGAUCGCUGGUGGACCGUGGAUCUUUAUUUAGACGAUAUUGACAGCCACCUCAAAACCAACCUCAUCGAGGAGUAUUCAGAUCAGCAAAAGGUCACUGAUGGGGAGAUAUAUCGGAAAAUUCGUCAGUAUGAAGCCGGGCAGAAUGAACUCUUUCGUGAACGAUGGCUGGCCCGCUUCUCGCGAAGCAGUCAGGAGCGCUUCGAGCAGAUAGACAAGAGAAAGAACCGCGGGCUUCGAUGUGGAUUUGAUAGUCUCUUGCCGAUCCCCGGGCUGUGGCGAGGCGGGAUGAGAGUCAGUAUGAUGCAUCGAGUAAUUGCAUCCAAUUGUACCAAGGAGAUUCUGACUUAUCUCAACCAUAUUAAACAUUUUUGGUCCACCAUAGUCGAUCACGACCCCCUCUCUAUGAAUAAGAUCGAUGAAGAUACUGUCCAACAGUUACAACUGAAGGCCCCCCGUCUCUCUCGCAUCGAUCGAGAAAAUAUUCACACCUUAAUCCGGGGAGGGAAAAUUUUUAUCAGCUUUAGUGAUAUGGAAAGGGAGAUGAUUUGGUCCCGGAUGGAGCAUUUCGAUGGACUAAUCCCGUCUCUGUAUACAUUCUUUGAGGACUUCAAAUAUCUCGAGGACUGUGCUUCUUGCGUCAAACGACUAUUGCCAGACUGCACUGAUUCUGUCUGGCGGACCAUGAGUGAGAUGUUUGUCGCAUCUCCUGAGGCGGAACAAGAAGUUCUCAUCCAGACAUCAGAGUCUAUGUUUCGGACCAUUCGCGCCCCUGGCAGGGACUGUUUGGAUUUGGCAUAUCGACAGGUAUGGCUCUAUGCCAUGCGGUAUUACCCUUUGAUGCCACCGGAGCCAAAACACAAAGAAGACCUUCUCGCGAAUCAGACCCAGACGAAGCCCGACGAGUCUACCAUCCACGAGAUGGCAGAAUUAGCCGAACGUCUAGGAUUUCAGUCUGAUGAGAUUACCAAGAUCUUGAGCUCUUCUCCCGACCUACAGAUCGCGAUGGCUUGUUUACUACAGGCGCGGAAGAAACGCCGCUUUCGAUACCAUCCUCAUCAGAUCAACGACCUCGUCAACCAGAUCGUAAGAUGUUUCUCCGCCGCAGUUCCCAUCGAAGCUGGUCUCCCUAGUCCCCGUGAACUACUCGUUGAUAGUGUUAUGAAGCCUCGUGCUCGCUGUGGUCGGCCUACCAUGGGAGCCCAUCAGCAGGAUAGCCAGUACCUUUUCAUCGACGUGCUCCAUUCCGACGAUGUCCUGGUUGGUGACACUAUCACGACGUUCGACGUUCGACGUUGUGUUUACUUUGCAUUUUUUGGAAAUCCCUCUAUUCGAUCUGGUAGAGAUGGAGUUGGGCCCUCGACGGACGCACAUCCCACCAGGCCCAUGUCUCCCCUGUUUGUACCAAGUAGCCAACCCCCCAAUCAUUCCACGAUGUCCGUUGAUAGUCUCGCGGGCGGGGAAGGACGGGAUCGCGAUCUACAAGGAGGAGGAAUAGGAUCUCAACCAAUCGGAAUUGAAAAUCGUGAUGCAGUCUCUCCAGGGGAAGAGUUACCUGACGGAGGACGUGGUUCUAACGCCGAGGAAGACCGAGCCACCCCUCGACCACUCGUAGAAUAUUCCGAAGAGCUCCUGGGGCAUAAUGUACGACAUGGUUUCGAGGCGGAAAGAUUCGACUCUGAGUCGGUGUACUCAGAACACGGGUCUGGAGCAGGCCGCGGUGGUCUUGGAGACAUGGUCCGGCGGGAAUUGCAUCGGAGCCGCGAAGAAAGUCCGCAGCUCAUGUCACCAGAGGCACCUAGCCAUCAUUCCCAAAGCAAUCUGAUGGGUCUUGCUCAGGGACCUGAUCCGCAGAUCGAAGGUGGACCGGAGUCCCAAGUUGACGAGCAAGCAUACCGGGAUCAGCUGGAGGCCGCCGGUCUGGAGCAGGUGAGAAUAGAAGAACCACUGGAAGAGGAACAUCAGCCGGUACCAUCGCCGGCGGUCACGAUAACCUUCUGGUCACUUGAGCGUGACCAGUGGAGAGAGGCCGGCCGCUAUACUGUCAACCCGUCUGAUCCUUCCCUAGUCGAGCGGGCUGCGACAAAAUAUACGUGGAAGGACUUUUGGUUACACGACCGAAAUUUGCAAGACGUCACAGUUGCUCGGUGUUUCCGCUCCGCAGUCGAUGAUGGCAGUUAUUCUAUCUUUUUACUGUCUGGUCAUGAAAGACAAAAGUUGACAGCAGAGGAAAAUUUCCAUCGAAGCCGGGAGCUGAUCUCCUUAGCCCAGCGAGUGUUGGAUUCCACCGAUGCAGAACAGACGGUAGCAGCCGUACCGGACGGAAACGGGAGCUUCGGCGGCGGGGAAUGGCGAGAAGAAAGCUCUAGGCAGGGUGUUGACGCAACCGACCGCGACAUGGAGAAUCUCCUUGACGAAAUGCUUCAGAAUGAUGCGGAACUGAGGGCCGCCGGUGACCAUGACGCGCAGGAUCUGACGUUGUGGGAGGCUCAGCACAUUCCUUCUCCCGCCGAAAUCCAGUCGGAGGACGAAGCCAAUGUGGACAGGGAACGAGAUGUCGCACUGGAACGGCUACAAGGCGGCCCCUCGCAGUCUGAAACGCUGAUGAUUCCUUCAGAUUCCCCGCAAGGGUACGCCCAGCUUAAUCCACAGGAGUGGGGUGGUGCGGAUUCAAGUGAUGCUCCCAGCCGCGUGGAAGGUAUUCCAUCCGUCCCAAGACCUAUGGAGACUAAGACUGGCAAGAAAGGACCGUCCAAGAAGCUGGGGGUGACAAAGUCUCCCAUGAAGGGUCGACCUACAAUUCAACAGACACAGAAGGAGGCGUCUCGUGUUGCGGCGGUUGCUGACGAGUUGGGACUGGACCUUGAUGGACCUCCGUCUGCUUUCACUCCCGCGAUAGAGCCCUCUACGGUAGAACCUCGUCCGCCAUAUCCGGAGGGAAGUAAUCCUGGGGCGCAAUUGGGGAACUCUGCUCCAGAUCCACAGGCACUGGCGAUACCUGGCGGCCAUCAGAGAGCUAAUGUCGUGACUGGUUUUGACUUUGCAAAUCAGAUAGCGCAACAAGGGGUAGCGCAGCAGCAGGUAGAAGAACAAUGGGUAGAACAGCAGCACGAGGGGCCUCCCAAUCCCACGAAUAUGACGCCCAUUGGGAUCAAAUUCUACCAUUAUGAUGGUAAGGGCUGGGAAAAAAAGGAUGUUCUGCCAGUGAAUCCAUCGAACACAAUGCCACUGGAGAAGAUCGUUCAGGGUUUCAAGAAGAGAAAAUUUGUUGUAGUGAACAUGAAGAAGGAACCGAUAGAUAAGGCGAACUGCUUCUAUGGAGCGACUAUAGAAGGAUCGAAUGCAUUAUUUGUGAUUCCAAAGUCGAUGCAGAACCAGAUCAAGGCAAUGGAUCUCCCACAGGUUUGGCGGCGAGCCUCUAGGGGUCGGCUCUUGAGAAAUUCGUAA